Molecule: messenger RNA, 2840 nt
Organism: Diceros bicornis minor
Lineage: Eukaryota; Metazoa; Chordata; Mammalia; Perissodactyla; Rhinocerotidae
Gene: FCRL4
Product: Fc receptor like 4
Biological process (GO): cell surface receptor signaling pathway
Molecular function (GO): transmembrane signaling receptor activity
Source: RefSeq, a predicted model, not a curated record
UCCAAUGGUGUCUGUGUGAGCACGCCCACAUCAGGCCAUGACAAUGGCCGCUGCCAAUGUCCCAGUCCCUGGGGAGGUCUCAUCUCUCACUGCAAUGCACUCCGAGCCUACCAGCUAUACUCAGAGAAGUACCUUGCUGAGUUCACUCCCCAGCUGUAGGAACCAGCCUGUCUUCUAAGAGCUGCUCCUCCUCGGGCUCUCAGAGCAGUUUUCCAUGCUACUGUGGGCGUCCUUGCUGGUUCUCGCUCCAGUCGGUGGACCAGUUGCAACUGCACCCAAACCCACGAUUUCCCUCAAUCCUCCAUGGACCACCUUCUUCAGAGGACAGAAGGUGAAUCUGACUUGCAAUGGAUUUCUCCUCAAGGCACCAGGGAAAAUAGAAUGGUACUGGCGGUACUCUGGAAGAGAAAUACGAAUGGAAACCCCAGGCAACACACUUCGGGUCCGUUUUUCUGGAGACUACAAAUGCCAGGCCCAAGGCUCACUGCCAAGUGACCCUGUGCGCUUGCUCUUUUCUUCAGACCUCCUCAUCCUUCAGGCCCCACAUUCUGUGUUUGAAGGUGACGCGUUGGUUCUGAGAUGCCAGAGAAAGGGGAAAGAGAAACUGAUUGCUGUGAAAUACACUUACAAAGGAAAAGUUAUCUCUAAUUCUAAUAAAACCUUGGAUCUUUUGAUACCACAAGCAAGUUCAAAUAACAGUGGCUAUUACCAAUGCAUUGGAUCUAUGGACAAAAAUUAUAUACUUAGAUCAAGUUACAAACUUAUUAAAAUUCAAGAACUAUUUCCACGUCCAAAGCUGCAAGUCACAGCCUCCCAGCCAACAGAGGGAAAUUCUGUGAACUUGAGCUGUGAAACACAGCUUCCUCUAGAGCGGUCCGACACUCGGCUUCACUACGUCUUCUUCAGAGAUAACGGGGUCGUCCUGUCAGACUGGAGCACAUCCCCAGAACUCCAGAUCACAACCAUCUGGAAAGAAGACUCAGGAUCAUACUGGUGUGGUGCUGAAACAGUGACCCGCAGCGUCCGCAAACAAAGUCUCCCGCUACAGAUCCGCGUGCAGAGAAUCCCCGUGUCUGGAGUGCUUUUGGAGACCCAGCCCCAGGAGAGGCAGGUGGUUGAAGGGGAGACGCUGGUCCUUGUCUGCUCCGUGGCUGAAGGCACAGGGGACACCAUGUUCUCCUGGCACAGAGAAGACACAAAGCAGAGUCUGGGGAGGAAAAGUCAGCGUUCUCAGAAGGCAGAGCUGGAGAUAUCUGUUAUCAGGGAGAGCCAUGCCGGGGAAUACUACUGUACAGCUGACAAUGGCUAUGGCCUCAUCCAGAGUGAGGUAGUGAACAUCACUGUGAGAAGUGCUCCGGGUUAUAGAACUGGCCUUAUUGCUGCGGGAGCCACUGGGGUGUCGCUCAGCAUUCUUCUCCUGGCUGUGGCCCUGAUGUUUUACUGCUGGCACCAGAGGAAAUCAGAGACUUCCUCGAGUCCAAGCCGGAACCCACUAUCUUCUGUUUCAAUGGCCCAGCUCUCCACAGGAGGUGGUUUUCUGAGAGACACAACCAGGAGUCCUCCCACCCCAGGCUCAAGAGGGCCCUUCCAUCCCACAUGCCCUGCCCCAGUGGAGCUGCAGCCAUUGUAUGACAAUGCGCACCCCAAAGAGGGAGACUUGGUAUAUUCUGAGAUCCAGUUUAUUCAGCUGGGAGAAGAAAGGGAAGCCAAGACCUCCAGAACAUCUUUAGAGGACAAGCAUGCCUCCGUUGUCUACUCGGAGGUGAAGACACGGCAAGGUGAUUCAACUGGAAAGGUCCGCUCUAAUGAUGAAGAUGCCGUGGAAAGUUGCAACAACGUCCUACUCAUGUGGCUUGUCCCUAAUCCAAAGCCUGUAGCUCAGUGCAGCCCUCAAGGUCUCUGGAGUUACCAGCUGGUUCCAACUUCCCAGUUCUUCUUGCCCAUGUGCACUGACUCCUGAUUCAUCUACUCUGAAGUGUUGAUGGGAUAGCUCCUGAAAGACUUCUCUAAAAUAACCAGGAUCCAUAGUUAGCUAUGGAAGACCCUGUGUACCUGCUCUGAGCCUAGCCUAAUGUGUUCCCAAGGGUCUGAUUUAGGGAAAAGGAAUAAGGAGGGAGAAGGACUGAUGUUGAAAAACAGAAGUGUCAACUUUGGUGAAUUGGGAUUUGCACAUAGAAUAGAGUGAGUGACUCAGGUCUCUGUUUAAUACAUCUACAAUAAUUCUUCCACUGGGGAAUCAAUUGGUUUCACUAUGAGUGGCUGCACAGGUACUUUGCAGACCGUGCAUAGCCCCUUCCCUCCUGCUUACACUGUUUAUACUGUCAGGAUUCAGUUGUAGAUGCAAGAACCCACUCCAAAUGGUUUACAGAGAAAGAAAUUUAAAAGAGGAUAUUAUAUACUUUGCAAAAUCGUCAGAAGAGUUGGAGAGGCAGGCUGUAGGCUGAGCUUCCAAAAGCAAAAACUAAUUAUGUUAAUAUUAUUAGAGACAAAGAUUUUUAACAUUAGAGAAAAGAAACACAAAUAUAAAAUUAAGAAGUUAAGUAACAACCCUCCAAACCCAAAUUUGAAUUGGAAGUAUCUGUUUAAACUGAUGACAAACUCUGCCUUUUUAAAAAAGAUAUUUAUUUCCUAGGUCUGUCCACUGAAAAGACUCAGAAAUAAUUACCAACCCAGUAACACUGAACAUCAAUUGCACAUGUUGUAGUCUCUAAAUACUGUUCCCUACUCAAAGGAUAUAGAGCCACCUUUCUUGUAGGAACUCUAUCUUUGAGUUACCAAAUAGUUGAUGUGAGAAUAAUUCUUCCAGUAAAUAAAGAAGGAAUGAAAGAAAUAGAAAACCA